AUGGCGCCGAGUGACCAGACUGGCGUUUCUCUCCGCUGGAGCAAGGGAUCGGCCCAACUCUGCUCUCCUGUUGCCUGCUGCUGCUGCUGCAGGUGUCGCGACAGAGAACCACCUGCUCCUUCGUGUUCGAAAUGCGCCGCUUGUGAUGUUAUUACGCCGCAUGCUGUGACACCUUUGUCACUCGUCAAUCGUCGUCCACACGCGCCUGACAAAGCACCGCCCCGUUUCUGCCCAUCUUUCUUCAGCCUCGGACGUGAGAGAGAAGCUACGAGUGGUGCUGUUGUGUCCUCCAACCUCCAACAGACAAUCCUGCACCCCGACUGCAUGAGCGGCUUCUGCAACCUGUCCGGCCCUGUCACGAUGGAAGAGCCCGCGAUACGCCAAGGGGUUUACGUCACGGCGGCCUACGUCUUAGUUUUCUACGCCUGUAUCAUCGGGCAAGCCAGCGCCAAGUGGAAGGUUGCAGCUUCCUACAGAGCGCGCGGCGAAAGGUUCGAGCGGUACUACAAUGUCAAGGACAAGGCUAUGCUCGCCUGGGACAGGAUAGUGGGCAACCUUCUCGAGCAAGCGAUGCCGUUCUUGACUCUCUUCUGGCUAAACAUCGGCCUUGCUGCCCUCGGGGCGACUAGCCACACCGGUGUUGCCAUUGCCGGUUGGAUCUACGUGGUGUUCCGGGCCCUCUAUCCCGUCAUGUGGCUUAGCGGAGGAGGCGGGCGGGCGGGGCCCCGUAGCAAGAUUCUGUUCGUGACCCCUGUCAUGUACCUGGUGAUCAUAUAUCUGGUCGGCAACAUGCUUUGGGCUGUUCGGUCGAGGUGAUCGCUCGAUCGGGAUGCAUAUGAUGAGCACGGCGCGCAAAGAGGCGCCGGCAGGUCUUCGGGCAGGAGGCCGACACUCCACGCCAGCACCAAUCGUUGCUGCAGAGCGCAGACGUACAUGGGAGUAAUAUGGAGUAGUUGACAGUUAGCCGAGUUGUUUAGCUCUGUGCUGCUUCACCGGCGCAGAAGCGGUACUGCCUUAGGAGUAUCGAGUAUCACCGCGUGUGAAGUAGACCCUUUCGCUAGUGGCGUCGUGGGUUGUGGGGUUUGCGAUGAAGGCGGAGAAUUCGUUUAGAUCAUGUCACCGGGUGUUGAAUCGCAGUUUUGUCCUGAACGUGUGAGAUGUUGCUCGCCUGACGGGGCUCAUCUCCCAAGUUUAUCUACAAGUAUGCUGGGUGGGGGUUGCGGCAGGUGUAGAUGAAGGUUUUGAAUGUGCACGCCGAAUUUUUGGUAUGUUACUUGAUUGGACUAGAGCCGUAUGCUUAUGCAGCACAACAGUAGAUUUUCAAGGUUACGGAGUGUAACUACUGUGCCGUAAAUGUAAUUGUUUUCUCGGUUCAGAGGCCGUUUUGUGUUUUGCUUGCCUGGUGUGUGCGCGUUUAGCGUGGUUCGCCUUUCGCAAACGCACGGAGAGGUCUACGUAAGGAAAUAUAUACCGGCCAGUGCA
This is a messenger RNA of Ectocarpus siliculosus, 1482 nucleotides long. The record is from the annotation of a GenBank genome assembly. NCBI's taxonomy places the organism in Eukaryota, Phaeophyceae, Ectocarpales, Ectocarpaceae.